Melanotaenia boesemani (Boeseman's rainbowfish) is the source of this 3912-nucleotide messenger RNA. RefSeq lists its product as uncharacterized. Gene Ontology annotation, molecular function: calcium ion binding. The transcript has 6 exons. NCBI's taxonomy places the organism in Eukaryota, Metazoa, Chordata, Actinopteri, Atheriniformes, Melanotaeniidae. The record is from RefSeq and is a predicted model, not a curated record. The coding region runs from base 31 to 3912 and encodes 1293 amino acids.
UCUCAGUUCCACCCCUGCUGAGCUUUCAGCAUGAUGGCAGGACUGAGGAGAUGGAGAACUCUGCAGAUCCUGAUCCUCUUCAGCCUCCUUGGCCUCAGCGGACAGUUUGAGAUGAAGGAGGAUCUGAGGGAGAAGGUCGAGCCUGAUGUUGCUGCACUGCAUCGCCUCCAAAGACCGCCUGGACAACUGUUUCACUCUGCAGACACAAACAGGUUGAACGUUGACCAGAGCCCGAUGAGUUUGCUGCGUGGAUUUCAGGAGAGUGGAAACUUCACAGCUUGUGUCACAAAGAAGGAACAGUCUUUGCUUUAUUUUAUUUUUCAGGAUCUUGACGUCCUGUUGGCACUUACUGAGAAACAGAAGACAGACGACUGGUUGCUAACAGCUUCAGAGAUCUCACACAGCUACAGCCAGAAACUUCUGAUAAUGACUAACAAAGACAAGUCAGCGAGUGACAGAGUCCACCAGGAAUACUUCAUGGAUCCUCGUUACUCUGAAAUAGUCAGCGAGGAAUGUUUGUACAAUGAAUCCUGUGUACCAGAAGUAGGCAGCAGCUCUGUUUCUGGUCUUUCUGCUUCAUCACUUGCUAAUCUGAUGCUGAAAACAUCUCUGGAAGCAGCAGGAGUUUUCUCUCUUGAUGGAAACACGACCACAGAGUUCCAACAUAACUUCAUGAGAGUUUUUAUGGUCCGGGGACUGAAAGCAGUCUUAGAAACCAACCAGGAGAAUCACCAGAUUUACCAGGUGAUGGGUCAGCCGGACUCAGUCUCCACGUACAGAGUUCCUCAAAGAGAAGUGGAUCCCAGCACCCAGUACGACCACCAGCAGAUAAUCAUGUUACAGGAUGAUGAAGUGGUCAGAAAAGCUGCAUCUUUUCUUUAUGAGAAGCAUCCAGCAGUGAGUUCCGUCUAUGUUCUGGAUGACAAGCAAAAAGUGAAACUGAUUGGAGGUAAAUCAACACCUCUGUCAGAGAACAGCAGGCUGGUUCUGGUGGGCCACGGAGCCAGAGACCAGUCUGGAGAGAUGAGAGUUUCAGGGUUCUCGUACGAAGAUGUGUCCAGCAUCAUUCAGAGCACCUCCAGGGUGGGAAAUAAAAUCAGAACAACCAGAGUGUUGGCCUGUGAGGUGGGAUCGGAUCAACGGUUCAUAGAAAGUCUGCUGAAGACGCUGAGAGGAGCCGGCAUUGAGACAGAGCUGCACCUGUGGAACGCUGUGAUCCAGGUCACUCAGACGGGACACAUAAUCAGUCGGGACGUCUCUCCAGAUGGACCGCAGUGGAGACUCAACGAUGGCAGCAAGAAGGUGGUGGCAGCUCUCCACAGGAACGGAGAGAUGAUCCGAAGACACGAGUCUGGAAGUAGAGGAGAGCAGGUUUUUACCGAGGAAACAAACUUCCUAAAACCUCCCAAAAAGAAAGGACAAGCAGGACCUCCAGCAGAGGACAGAAGUAAACUCUACAGAAUAAUGUGGCCACAGGAACCAGAGAGAUUUAUUUCCCCAGACGUUUAUAAUAAAAUGGAUCAAAAUAAAUUUGGUGACGUUGAGCAAAUAAAAAAGGACUUUAAUGAAAUUGAAGGUCUGACUUGGGGAAUGUUUCACUCCGACCAACAAGCACCAGAGAGAGUCCCUAUCAACCCCAACAUAGAAAAUGAGUGUGUAAUAUUAGAUACAAAUGGUAAUAAUAUAAACUGGUUAAAUGGCAACCAGAAGCUCCAAAUCCUUCAAAACUGUUAUUUGAUUGAUUCAGGAGCACGAAUCAGAAAAAUAAUCAGUCACUACGGAAAGGAUGGAGAAAACAGGCCCACAUAUCUGAUGGUCAAUGACUGGAUUUUUCUUGUUGAACAACAACAUCUGUAUGUUUAUCCAGUUGGAAAAAGACUUGAUCAGAAUGAAAGGGAGGGUCACAUGCAAGAAAUCAUGAACCUAAUUGAAAGUCAGAACCAAGAAGGCAAAGAAAGCUACAAUAGUAUCCGACAUGAAAUUAGAAGACAGAGUGAUUAUCCUUAUUAUGUGACGGGUAUUUUCACUGGAGAGAGAAGACGCAAACCCAUAAAUGAGGAGCUCUUUCUAACCUGGUAUUUUACUGCAUCAGUCAUUGCUGAAUCUGCUAGAAACUUCCGGACAUUUCCUCUGACUCUUAUGGCUCUGGAUAUGUCUAAUAAUCAUGAUGAAGGAGCUUUGCAACUGUUAUUUGAUGAACAUCCGAUGGCUCGAGGAGGAAGCUGGAUUAAUAAAAACCUGCGAGGAUUCAGAGGCUCGGCAGCACCUGACGAGUCCAGCUCAACCCCACGAAACACACAGUUAGAGAAACUCAAAGAUGUUUUAGAGAAGGAAUUAAAAAUAUUCCAGGAAUGGAAGGAAAAAAUAAAAAUCCAGGAUUCACAGGUACUAAAUCAGAUGGUAACUCUGAUACAAACAUAUAACAUAUUUGAAGAUGUUACACAGUUUCAGGAAGAUUACAACAAUUUCAAAGCAUUAACUACAACAAACGUACCUUCAGCUUCUGGCUCUCUGGGAGGCCACGAUGACAACUUUGUGACAAUGAAUUAUUUAGAGAAUUCCAGGAAAAGAACCAGGAAAUCUGCCAAACAAGGAGAGGAUCUGGCAGGACUGGACCUUCAGGAUGGAGCUGGAAAUGAGGACAUCAACCCUGAAGCUGCUGAGUUUAGAGCAGAGUUAUCUCCAGAUAAUCAACAGUACAACAGAAAUAUGACGAAGAACACUGUUUCAGUGUCUAAUGAUGUCUCUAAUGGUGAGAGGAUGCAAACGAUCCACCGGAACGUUCUCAUCAUGGUGGACUCAUCAUCAGAAGAUCUGAAUGUGAGGAUCCAGACCAAAGAGGAAGAGUUGAAGCUACAUCUGCUCGGCUACAACAAUGGAGACAAACAUCAGCACCUGCAGUUUCAGAGCUCUGACGGGGUCCUUUUUAAAGUCACAGAUGGAGACGUUCGUCUCUUUCAGAUGGAAGCUUUCAAAGUGACUCUGAAACAGUCUCAGGUGGACUGUCGUUUGGACCUCAGCUCUCAGAGAAAUCUAUCAAAGGUCCAUACAGUCCAAGGAUGUCCCUCACAGUCCAAUGACAUGUCAGGGAACAGUGAGGACAACUCUCUGAUUGGUGGGUGGAAGGAUGACGCUUUGGAUGGAGGAGGAGGAGACGACACACUGAUAGGAGGACAUGGAGCUGACAUCCUGAUUGGUGGGACUGGAGACGACACUCUCUAUGGUGAGGAUGGAAACGACACGCUGAUUGGAGACUCUGGCAGGGACGUCUUCAUUCCUGGACCAGGGUCUGAUCUGGUGGACGGAGGUCCUGGCAGAGACACUGUUCUGUACCGGGGAGAUCAUGAGACGGGUAAAGGGGUUUAUGUUAACCUGCUGAGUGGACAAGGACGCUUUGCUGACGCUGAGGGAGACGUGUUGAAGGACGUGGAAACUGUGGUCGGCACCAUCUACUCUGACAUCUUGGUGUCCGGAUAUGAAAGCGCUCUUCUCCAAGGCUCAGAUGGUAACGACAUCUUGGUGUCCACAGGUGGAGAUUACCUGGUUGGUGGUGAAGGAAACGACGUCUACAUGUUGGCUUUCCACCGCGGCUCAGCUACCAUUGAUAACUGUGCUAAAGACAAAGCCACAGAUGUCCUGUACUUGGACUUGGAGUCAUCAGCGUUGUUUGACUGCCAGCUUUUAUCAGACAGAGUCCUCCUGACUUUCACUGGAGCCAAUCAGACUGCUGUAAAAGUUGGACUGAGAGGCUCGACCAGUGAUGGUGGUGAAUGUGGUCAUUUGGUGCUGGUUUUCAGAGAUGAAGAGGCGUCAGUGAAUGGUCUGCUAGAAGAGUGUCAUGUCAGAGUGAAUGACUUCUGGGUCAGAGGUGGAUCAGAGAGAGUGGACACCUGUGACGGUUCAAUUCCCUGA